AUGGUAUUACCGGCGACUUUGGGCGAUAUUUGCUCUGGUGAGCAACACUUGGGAUGGAUGAGAGGCGCCCUACAACGCCGAAGCCUCUGCGCGAGGUGCCACAAUGUCUUGGCUGAUUCGCAACAUCUCGCCGAGGCUAUCUCAGACGCCGGGUUGCUCAUGCAAGUCGCGAUGAUCGAACUUUACGAGAGCGCAGAGCUCCAUUCUUGCCGGAUGUGUAGUGUUUUCCUCUACAUGUGGACAAUGUCAAAGUUCGUUAAAGUCCACGGCGCCUACGACACAGUUCUUAAAGUCCGUGCUCUUCUCCGUCCUAUCGAUCAAAGAGCAUCAGACUGCGACAUUCAUGAGAUGCUUGUGUUCGGAAAGCUGAUCGGCAGUGGAGUUGAGCUGCGCUAUCACAACGAGUCACAUUUAAGAUUCAAAGUCUAUGCCGAAGAAGGGGAAGAAGCUGCUGCGUUUGUGAGUUCAGUGGAUGCUGAUGGGCAUUUCAACUCCGAAGCUGCAUUUUCGCGCGUUCGGUCGUGCAUGUCAACAUGUGACGAGCAGCAUACGGAUUGCUUGAGGGACAGCACUGGGAUACGUCCUUCAAGAUUGCUCGAUUUAUCGAUCACAACGACAAUGAGACUACGCGAUGCGCACGUUACCUACGAUCAGUACGCGGCACUUAGUUACUGCUGGGGUGGGGAUCAGCAGCUAAAGAUCACCCGCUCUACUCUUGCCCAGAUACCAGAAGCCUAUUUGGGGAUAGACUUGGCCUCUUUAUCAGCGACGAUACAGGACGCUGUCAGGGUUGCUAGGCGAUUCGGUGUCGACUAUCUCUGGGUUGAUGCACUUUGUAUCGUUCAGGACUCGCCCGAGGAUAGAGAAGUGGAAAUGAGUAAAAUGGCAAGCAUCUAUCAGAAUGCUUGCAUUACGAUAGUCGCGGCAAACGCAAGCGAUGCUAGUCGGGGGUUCCUAGCCUCAAGAGACUCUCCACGCUCGCUGGAACCCGGAUCGCUACCUCUCCGCUUUCAGCUACCGAUAACACUGGAAGGAAAGGUUCAAAAUAUAGGACUUGAGUACUCCAAGUGGGAUAACGCCUUGUCUCCAGAACCUAUCGAUAAACGGGCCUGGGCCUUUCAAGAGUCCUUGCUUUCCAGAAGAGUCCUGAUCUACGGAACGUCGACAAUGACCUGGCGUUGCGGUAGUGGCGUCCAGGCCUGGAGGUCAUGGAUACGCGAGCACCAAAAGACUAUGGCGACUUGGAAAAAUCUCGUGACCUUAUAUGGGCGACGUCUCCUUACCUGCUCCGAAGAUAGGCUGCCAGCAAUCUCUGCACUCGCAAGCGAGGUCCUGCGUCUUACCAAAGAAGGCGGCGGAGAACCAGGAAGGUAUUUAGCAGGUGUCUGGGAAAAUGAUCUCCUCAAUCAGCUGAUUUGGUUCACGAAUCUGGAAGAAGGCCGUGACGUGCGACGCAUACCAUACCGCGCUCCUAGUUGGUCCUGGGCGUCAGUAGAGUCUCCUAUAUUGUAUUCGCUACCACGCAUCGCAAUGACUGCGAGCGAGAUCAUGGGAGAUUCAGACACAGAUCUGGAAAUUAUCGAGUGUGGUGUCACGCUACUAUCCGAGAGGGCGCCGAUGGGCGAAGUUAUUGGGGGCAAGUUGUGUGCUCGAGGCUCUCUGGUCCCGGGCUCCAGCAUGCCAGACCAUGAACUUUGGGGUGCAGGCACAUUCCAAAAUGCGCCAGACAAGUAUCAAUUUUCCAGGCUGAUACACGUUAUCUCCACAACAGAGUCGAAAUUCUCGAGAAACUUCACCUACGCCCACGAAUUAUCGCCCGGAGGAUAA
Colletotrichum phormii is the source of this 1827-nucleotide messenger RNA. Its product is annotated as heterokaryon incompatibility protein-domain-containing protein. The record is from RefSeq and is a predicted model, not a curated record. The coding region runs from base 1 to 1827 and encodes 608 amino acids. The transcript is spliced from 7 exons. NCBI's taxonomy places the organism in Eukaryota, Fungi, Ascomycota, Sordariomycetes, Glomerellales, Glomerellaceae.